UGUAUUGGUGCGCAUGCGCGAACGCAGCCACCGGUCAAACAUGAAGUUCUGUCUUUCAUCGCUUUUUGCCACUUUUUCCAUGCUUAUCUUCCUCAUUAUCGUCCACCUGUCGCUCGCCCGUACUGACGCAGUCCGGCGGAACCGGCGAGGGGCGGGGCUUGAGGGUGAAAGUUCACCCGUGUUGCGAGAAGCCCAGUGUGCGGAUGGCGUGUACCUACAUGACAAAACCACCUGUUGCUUGUGUGCUGCUGGUCAGAGUCUGAAGGAGCACUGCACAUCCGCCAGUCCCCUUGACAGAAAGUGCGAGGUGUGUGAGCCAAACACGUUCAGGAGCAGCCCAAACCAGCAGGAGACCUGUGCGCGCUGCACGUCCUGCUCACAUCCCGACGCCUACCUGGAGGUGGACACCGCCUGCACCCGAGCCAGCGACACCAAGUGCCGGUGUAAAGCGCGUCACUAUUGCACCAGUCUCAGCGAUCAAGGCUGUAAACUCUGCCACCCUUGCAGAGAGUGCGGUGCGAAAAGCGUCAAAGUGGCCUGCGCGGCCGCCCACGACACCGUUUGUAAUGACAUAUCGGAAGCGAGACGUCAUCUUGGUGCAACACUUGCAGCUACCGUGUUCAUUGUUGUGGUUUUAUGCUGUGUCGUUGCCAGGAAACGAUUGUGUAAGAAAAGGACCCCCACUGAUCCAAACGCCAAUAAGACUGAGGGAAACGAUCCAGACGGCGAUACGACUGAGGAAAGUGUGUUGCUGCAUCAGCGUGACAAGGAUCCCUUGGCUCACCUGCCUGAGAUCGCAGGGGUGGUGGGAUGGAAGACCAUGCGCCGCGUGGCGAUGAAAAGCGGGAUGAGUCACGUCGCCAUCGAGGAUUGUGAACUGAAUUGCCCGACCGAUUCUGAGGAGCGGACGCAGCAGCUGCUGAGGAAGUGGGUGGAGAGGCAGGGAAAGGACGCCAUGAAAAACUUGGUAGAGACCCUGGAGAAGAUCAAUCACAAGGACACAAGGCAGAAAGUGUUUCCUUCCAGCAUCACCAGCAGGUGGCAGCACUACACACAAGAGACCAGCAGGUGGCAGCACUACACACAAGAGACCAGCAGGUGGCAGCACUACACACAAGAGACCAGCAGUCACUUUGGCACCAUGGAGCCCAGCAGUCCAAAGAAGAUCCAGUUUGCGGUGCCGCCGCUGCAAGGCCAGUUGGAUCCUCAAGCCUCGGAGCAAAUCCGUCGGAGAAGACCGACUCCUGCCACCCUGCAAAUCUACAGACAACCUGAAGCUGGAGAUCAGUACGAUGCCAGUGGAGGUGCUCAGACUUCAGAUGGCGCUCAGAGGAAGCACAGCACCUCGGCCCCGCCCACCACAAAAGCCCUUCAGUCGGGGGUGGAGCCAAACCCUUGUCAGCUUCGGCCAAUGACAGGCCAGCUCCUAUGGACCAAUCAGAAUGAGCCACAGGAGGACAACGGCAACGAGGCGGGGCUUCUUCUGUCCAAUCAGGAGAGAGCAGUGGAAGCCAGCAGCAGCUCAGGUGCUUCAAAAAUGUUGACCAAAAAGACUCAAGUUUUGGACACAAUAUUAGAAAUAUAGAACAUUUACACAUUAUAAAUAUAGAAAACAGUGUUUUGGGCUAGAAAAGAUAGAUUUAAAAAAUUAUAAUUGAAAAAAAAAAAGUAUUAUUAUUGUUUGUAUUUAUUUUUUUACUCGGGACUACCCGCGGGCUGGAUUUUGGACGCUGGCGGGCCGUAUCUGGCCCGCAGGCCGUAGUCUAGGGACCACUGGGAUGGAUUAAAAAAAUUAUUUUAAAAAAUGGUUUUUAUUUAUUUAUUUAUUUUCACUUGGGACUACCUGCAGGCUGGAUUUUGGACACUGGCGGGCCAAAUCUGCCAUAGUUUGGGGACCCC
Molecule: messenger RNA, 1899 nt
Organism: Entelurus aequoreus (snake pipefish)
Lineage: Eukaryota; Metazoa; Chordata; Actinopteri; Syngnathiformes; Syngnathidae
Exons: 15
Coding region: 14-1585 (523 amino acids)
Biological process (GO): activation-induced cell death of T cells; extrinsic apoptotic signaling pathway in absence of ligand; motor neuron apoptotic process
Cellular component (GO): external side of plasma membrane; CD95 death-inducing signaling complex; membrane raft
Molecular function (GO): tumor necrosis factor receptor activity; protein binding; protein phosphatase inhibitor activity
Source: RefSeq, a predicted model, not a curated record